Colletotrichum karsti is the source of this 3762-nucleotide messenger RNA. RefSeq names its product chitin binding protein. NCBI's taxonomy places the organism in Eukaryota, Fungi, Ascomycota, Sordariomycetes, Glomerellales, Glomerellaceae. The transcript has 3 exons. The record is from RefSeq and is a predicted model, not a curated record. Gene Ontology annotation, biological process: carbohydrate metabolic process. Gene Ontology annotation, molecular function: chitin binding; hydrolase activity, acting on carbon-nitrogen (but not peptide) bonds. The coding region runs from base 1 to 3762 and encodes 1253 amino acids.
AUGCGUUGGUCUCCUCUCCUCCUCGCCACCCUCACUGGGUUGGAGUUUGUCCAGGCUCAUGGACAUGAUGAGCCUCACAUGAACGUCAUCUACGGACGCCGGGGACCCGACGAAUUACGGAAGAAGCGAGCCGCAUACGAGGCCUGGAACCCCCCUUCCGUACCACGCAAGCCCCGCGAUGAGGAGCCGACGAAGCCACUUCAGGCUCGUCAGGGCUCCGGUGUCACGCAGGCUCUUCCUUCGGGAAUCACAGUCGGAGACGGUUCUCAGUGCGGUCCGGGACUCGGAGCUUGCAAUGCUGGAGAUUGUUGUUCGGCAUCUGGAUGGUGUGGCCAAGGCCCUGAGUACUGCAACUCGCCUGAUUGUCAGAUCAGUUACGGCCCUGCAUGCGACGGUAACGAGCAGCCCAACGGACCCGAUACCUCCAACGACGCGAGACCCAAGCGCGGCAAGGUCCCCUACGGCGGUGUGGGCAUCUACUCUUGUGUGAACGACGGUGACGUCGCCAUCACCUUCGACGACGGCCCGUACAUCUACACCGCAGCCAUGCUGGACGCCUUCAAGGCUCACAGUGCCGUUGCCACUUGGUUUAUUACUGGAAACAACAUUGGCAAGGGCAUGAUCAACGUUAACUACCGUGAUCUCAUUUCACGAAUGAUUGCCGAGGGUCACCAGGUUGCCAGUCACACGUGGUCUCACGAGAACCUUGAUGCGAUGACUUUGUCGCAGCGCAAGAACCAAAUGGUCUACAACGAGAUGGCCUUUACCGACAUUCUUGGAUUUUACCCUACUUACAUGCGCCCGCCUUAUUCCAUCUGCGGUUCCGAAUGCCAGGGACAGAUGGCAGACCUUGGCUACCACAUCACCUACUUCGACCUCGACACUCAGGGCUACCUUCACACAGACCCCAGCCAGAUCGGUGUCAGUGUUGGCCUUUGGGACGCUGCCAUGACGGCUCGCUCUCCUUGCAACGCUUCAUACCUGCACAUUGAGCACGAUAUCCACCAGCAGAUCGCCCAGGUUCUCACUCCUCAUAUUCUCGAUUCCGUUGUUGCCAACGGCUGGAAGGCUGUUACUGUCGGCGAGUGCUUGGGUGACCCUCCCGCCAACUGGUACCGCCGCGGUAACCCUGGCUACAACUUCAAGAUCAGUGCCGUCAGCCCCUUGGCUUGUUCUUCUACCGCCUCCUCCAAGACCGCAUCAUUCUCAACCGGCGGUGUUACUGCCCUCCCUACCUCUACUGCUCUGGCGGUCUCUUCUGCCGGCCGCUGUGGUUCGACUUACGGACAGACUUGUCUCAACUCCGCUUUCGGUAACUGCUGUUCCGUCAACGGAUGGUGUGGAAAGACUGCUGCAUACUGCGGCUCUGGCUGCCAGGCUAGCUUCGGCAACUGCGGUACCAAUGCUGGUACUAGCAGCAGCAGCAGCACAGGUAGGACUUCUUCAUCUACUGGCCGCAGCAGCUCUUCUUCGCGUUCUUCUACUGGUACCUCUUCCUCCGCGCGUACCAGCUCUUCCGGCUCCAGCUCUCGCACCAGCAGCUCUGGUUCAAGUUCGCGUACUGGCACCAGCAGCUCUGGCACCAGCUCAAGCGCCCGUACCAGCUCCACGGGCACUGGUUCUAGCUCUCGCACUUCCACCUCGGGAAGUGUCACUGCUGCCACUGUUUCAAGCUCUACCGCUUCUGGGUCUUCUUCUCUGACUCGAUCCUCUUCAGGCUCUGUCUCCGCAUCUGGCUCCGUGUCUAGCCAGGCGUCGAGUUCAUCCACCGUUCGGGCAUCCGGCUCAUCGUCCGCCCAGGCCUCUUCCGCAUCUGGAAGUGCCUCUGGCACGCGUUCCAGCACCGGCGCUCUCCCCUCGUCCAGUCUCCCGGUCACCAACAACGGCGAGUGUGGCCAGGCCGCCGGAAAGACAUGUGUCGGUUACUCCGAGGGCAGCUGCUGUUCUCAGUACAACUACUGCGGCUCCAGCGACGGCCACUGCGGCACGGGAUGCCAGCCUCUCUUUGGAACUUGCGGCAGCUCCGUUUCCGCGUCCAGCGGAGCUUCUUCGGCCUCCGGAAGUGUCAGCCGCGCUGCCAGCGGUUCUGCCUCUGCCUCCGCCUCUGCGCCCGCUGCUUCCGGUAGCGCGUCCCGGACAGGCUCUUCCGCCCUCCCUAGCUCCACAUGGCCGGUGUCUGACGACGGAGAGUGUGGUCAAGCCGCUGGCAGGACCUGUAUCGGAUACUCAGGAGGCAGCUGUUGCUCCGUGUACAACUUCUGUGGUGUUUCCGAUGCCCACUGUGGUACGGGCUGUCAAUCUGCCUUCGGUACCUGCGGCGGCUCCGUUUCUGUUUCCGCUCCUUCCAACCGUCCGACCGGCACUGCCGCCUCCAACCCUUCUCGCACUGCUACAGGCGCGGCGGCAACGAACACCAACCCGUCUACCGAUGGCACCUGUGGCGGUACCAAGGCCUUCAACUGCUUGGGCACCAACUUCGGUGACUGCUGCUCGCCUUACGGAUACUGUGGUAGCACUACUGCUCACUGCGAUGUUGGUUGCCAAGGCUCAUUCGGAAAGUGCUCCGGCAGCGGUACGAACGUCAACGUCUCCUUAGAUGGAAAGUGUGGUGACAACGGCACCGCCGGCCAGGAGACUUGCCAGGGUUCUACCUUUGGCAACUGCUGCUCGCCUUACGGCUACUGUGGUAGCACUGAUCUUCACUGUGGCACUGGAUGUCAAUCCAAGUUCGGCACAUGUGGUAUGUCAACCGAGGUCACAAGCGCUCCGUCGCUGACCUCUUCUAUCUUACCUUUCGCUAACAAUACUUCCCAGGCACCUCAAGCUCCUCUUCAACAAGAUGAGACCUCAACCGUGACUUCGUCCCAGACCCUCGCCACAAGUAGCAGCUCUGUUGAUACUCCUGCUAGCAGUACCGUUGUUUCCUCUGUUGUUUCCUCUACCUCCAUUGUUCCCUCUAUCGUCGAUGCCGUUGUCAGCAACAGCAGCAGCAGCAGCAGCAUCUUGAGCAGCAGCAGCAGCUUCAGCACAUCUUCUGACAGCUUGAUCAGCAGCAGCAGCACUUUUGCUCCGUCUGUUGAUGCAGUUGUCACCAGUAGCAUUGCUUCAAGCAGCUCCAGCAGCUCCAGUGUUUCUUCUCCUGUUUCUUCUGACCCUUCUUCUGUAUCCUCCUCUUCCUCUUUGUCCAGCAGCGUCGACUCAGGCAGCUCUAGCAGCUUCAGCACCACUUCUUCUGACAGCUCCAUCAUCAGCAGCAGCACCUUUGCUCCUUCUGUUGACGCUGUUGUCACUAGCAGCAUUGCUUCAAGCAGCUCCAGCAGCUCCAGCGAUUCUUCUUCUUCUGUGUCGUCGUCUUCAUCGUUGUCGUCGCCGAGCGAUUCUUCUUCCUCUUCUUCGUCUUCGUCGUCGUCGUCGUCGUCGUCUUCCUCCUCCUCCUCUUCCAUCAGCAUCGAAAACAACAUCCUCGUCUCUAGCAGCAGCAGUAUCAUCAGCAGCACUACUAUCCCCACCAGCAGCUCCUCCACCUUCGUCACGGCUUCCAAGACGUCCUCCUCCGCCCCUGCCCCCACGCAGACGGUCAAGGACGUCAAGGUCGUCAACAACGCCGGUGACGCCUGCGGCGAGGCCUCGGGACAGAAGUGCGGCACGGGUCUCUGUUGCACGAGCAAGGGACAGUGCGGUACCACGAAGAUCUGGAUCUGGGACAACGGCAACUGCAAGGUGGCGAACGGUUGCCAGGCGAAAUGGGGCACUUGCAUUUAA